AUGGCCAGCGAGGCGCAAUACACAAUCCAAAGAGAGGAGGCCGCUCCUCAAGCGCUUAGCACAGUGGGUGCGGGUGGCGCAGUGGGUUUGUUCAUUCUCGGUCUGCUGAACAACUUGCCCUAUGUCGUGAUUCUUACCGCGGCCAUUGAGCUGCUUCCUUCGCAUGUACCUACUGGACUCCUUGCGUUUGUGAAUAUUGCACCGGCAUUGCUGGCCAAGGCAAUCUUUCCGUACUUUCUAAAAGGCGAGAUUUGGUAUGCCCACCGUGUUGUGGCGUGCGUAUCGGCCGCGUUUAGUGGCAUGCUGAUCACGGCGUUGUUUAGUUCGUUGAUUGUGCGUCUCUCUGGAAUUGCACUUGCGAGCUUUGUGAGUGGGCUGGGUGAGGUCACCUACCUGCAAUACACGACGCGCUAUCCAUACAAUGUCACGGCGCAGUGCGUCGGCUGGUUUGCCAGUGGUACGGGAGCUGCGGGCCUUGCGGGCGCUUUGGCAUGGUGGAUUGUGCGUCCUUUGGGCGUGCGCACGGGCCUUGGCGCACUGUCGCUUCUUCCGUUUGGGAUGGCGAUUGCCUUCUUUGGCCUCUUGCCUACUCCGCCUAUGUCGUCGACUUCGAGGCGGUCGGGUCAGAGUAGCGACGAGGCAGCUCAAUCGCUCAUGGGACCCGAGACCAAUGGGGAGGAUGAUGCAGUGGAAGAGCCAAGGCAGCAGCCUGCCGAGUCCCUCUCCUUUGCGUACAAGAUGCAGCUUCUACGCCCCAUGUUCAUCCCUUAUAUCCUUCCCCUCGUUACUGUCUACUUUGCAGAGUACACUAUCAACCAAGGCAUCGCACCUACUCUCCUGUACCCCGUUCCUGACGCAAGCAAGCACUGGCUCCUUUCGACCAUGAUUCACACGCUGCGCGAUUACUACCCUCUAUACCAGCUCACAUACCAGACGUUUGUCUUUUUCUCGCGCUCCUACACUUCUGUACUUCGACUGCCUGCGAUCCCCAAAAAGUGGCUGUGGGCGCCUGCGAUGGUGCAAGGGUCGCUCAUGUUCUUCCUCACCACCGAGAGUGUCUUUGCAUGGUUCCGCGAGUCGAUUGCGCGCUCGCUGGUCAUUGUACUCAUUGCCGUGGAGGGCCUUGCAGGCGGUGCUGCUUAUAUCGGCAGCUCGGAUCGCGCAACGCCCAAUGGAGCGCAACCGACCGCAUUGCAACGGCAAGAGUACGAGUUCCGUAUCGGAUCUGUCGGCCUCGGCGACUCUUUCGGCAUCCUGUUGGCGUCUAUUGUCUCCAUCCCCUUCCAGGUGUUGCUCUGUGAUGCGCAAGUGGCGCGAGGUCGUGAUCUGUGCACGCGCGUGUAA
This is a messenger RNA of Malassezia japonica, 1344 nucleotides long. It is a transcript of the gene BTN1, whose product is annotated as battenin CLN3 protein. Bases 1 to 1344 code for a protein of 447 amino acids. Gene Ontology annotation, biological process: regulation of intracellular pH. Gene Ontology annotation, cellular component: vacuole; membrane. The record is from RefSeq and is a predicted model, not a curated record. NCBI's taxonomy places the organism in Eukaryota, Fungi, Basidiomycota, Malasseziomycetes, Malasseziales, Malasseziaceae. The transcript is spliced from 6 exons.